GACCUCUCACCCCGUGCGUCAUGUGAUCGGGUGAUAUACGUGAAAUGGUGGAGUGAAUGCAACACUGGUGUAAUCACGAGUGUACUGUGUAAAGUGGCUGUUAAUAGCGUUUUUAGACCAAUAUCUUCAUAGUUCUAUAGCUACUUGGCAAGAAAUGUGUUUGGAGAAUGUGUGUGAAGAUGCCUGAAGCCUUGUAACUCUGUGUCUGUCAGGAGGGUCGUGUAACCUCCGAGAAUGAGUUACUUCAGUUAUGUGGGCAGAAUCUUCUCCAACGUCAAAGGUUUCUACAACGAGAUCAACGCGGCCACACUAACAGGCGCUAUCGAUGCUGUGAUCGUAAAGCAGGAAGAUGGUUCAUAUCUGUCCUCGCCAUUUCAUGUCAGAUUCGGAAAACUGGGCGUCCUUAGGGCCCGGGAAAAAGUGGUUGACAUAGAGAUCAAUGGGGAGCCAGUGGAUAUCCAGAUGAAGCUGGGAGAGUCUGGUGAGGCGUUCUUUGUGGAGGAAUUGCCUGAAGAAGAAAAUGAGGACUUCCCAGCAUAUUUGGCUACAUCCCCCCUGCCCUCCAGCUCAGACCUAAUGAUGGAGGAGGGGGUGAAGGAAAUGAAGCAGGAAUACCUCAACACAGCAGGGAAUACCAUUGAAGUGAUCCCCCAUCAGGGCACUGUCCCAGAGAAUAAUGUCAGCAUCUUGAUAGAGGAUGAAGAGGGGAGAAAGAAGAAGGUCCGACGAAAGAAACGUCCCAUCAGAAGGACUUCCUCCAAUGAGGAAGCAGCUAAGAAAGGUGCUGAGAAAUCUGGUGAUGAGAUAUUUAACAUGGAAGAUGUCUCCACCGAUGAUGAAUUGGCCAGUAUGCCAAACAUUCUACCAGACCUCACCCCACGUAUGGGGAAAUCUGUAAGUCUACCAGUGAUGGACGAGACCCAGGAAAGUCGAUUUGAGAGAACCAGUCAAUGGGCACAAUCACAGUAUUCCUUCAACCACCCCUUCAGUGACACGGACAUGUCGCCACUAGCUAGUCCCACCAACACUCGUCCCCCCUCCCCUAAGAGUGACACAGAGGUGGACCGGCAGAGACAGGGGGAGGUAGACCAGUCCAUCCUGACUGAGGAGGACAGCACUCUGUGGGAGUGGGGCGACCUUCCCAGGAGACAAGAUGAAGAUCAGAAAUCACCCACAGAGUCCAGCGGUAAAAAGACUGGGGAUAAAGAAGGAGAAUCCCAAGAGAGUAAGAGUUUGUUCCAGUUUAUGAAGAAGACCAAGGCCGUACGCCACAAGCCUGAGGGGGAGGGGAUCUACCUGGAUGACCUCAAUCUGGAGGAGAUGGACCCAGAGGUCGCCAAGCUCUACUUCCCCAAAAGAUUCCACAGCUCUAAGUUUGUAUCAAUCAAAGAGAGAGCUGAACAUGAGGAGGACACAGAGUCAGGGCGGGGGGCAUCCCUCCCCGUCUCCCCCCACUCUGUAGAGGGUGCCAUCGGGGGGCCACCAGGGGUCAACUUCCUAAAGUCAGAGGUUCAGCACCUAGGAAAUUUCUCCCUCUCCUUGUGUGGUGGACUGAGCGACCCAGAGGGUGUGAACCUGCAGAAGUUCAUGAACGACAUCGUCACAUUCGACGAUAUUUGUAAAAAUUACAACAUGGUGUCCAAUCCCGACCUUGUGGUCAGAAUCGGAGAAAACUACUACAAUUGGCAGACGGCAGCUCCCAUUAUCCUCAGCCAUGUCUGCUUUGAUAAAGAACUGCCAGAGGAGACCAUGAAUAACCUUAUCAAGGAACACAUGCCGAAAAAGAAAGCAAAGAAGAGUGGCGUAUCUUCUUGGUUCUCAUGGCGACGGACGACAACAGAUACCUCAAAUCCCACCUCACCCGCUAAUCCGGAGGUUGAUGCACACACUACAAAAUCUGCUGAGAGUUCUACCUCCCAGUCACCCCCCGUCAGUCAGCCAGGAAGUCCACGAAAAUCACAGAGGAGGAUAACUGAUGAGAGUCUGAAGAGUGAGGGAAAUGAUACUUCUUGUGAUGACCUUGACACGGAGGACUCUGACCCCAGUGGCCACCCUGCUCUGCCUGACCCCGAGGCUCGCAGUAGUAGUAAACCCAUUGAUGUGAAACCAGUGAAGGAGAAGUUCAAAAAAACCCUCCGUCUUUCCUCUGAACAAAUUAAAAAACUGAACUUACGUGAGGGCCAAAAUGAGAUAUCUUUCUCAGUGACAACACAGUACCAGGGCACAACCAGAUGUACGUCACACAUCUACUUGUGGAGAUAUGACGACAAGAUUGUUGUUUCUGACAUUGAUGGCACAAUCACCAAGUCUGAUGUCCUUGGUCAGAUCCUCCCCAUCAUUGGUCGAGACUGGUCCCAGUCAGGGGUGGCUCAACUCUUCACCCACAUCUACAACAACGGCUACAAAUUCCUGUAUCUGUCGGCCCGAGCCAUCGGUCAGUCCAAGGUGACCAAGGACCUCUUAAAGAGCAUUAAACAGGAGUUCCACGUGUUACCUGAUGGACCACUGCUAUUGUCUCCCACUUCACUCGUUAGUGCCUUCCACAGAGAAGUAAUAGAGAAGAAGCCAGAAGAUUUUAAGAUUGCUUGUCUACGUGACAUAGGAGAACUAUUCCCAGGACUUCAGCCCUUCUACGCUGGAUUUGGCAACAAGAUCAAUGAUGUGUAUGCAUACAAAGCAAUAAAUAUUCCCACCAUAAGAAUAUUUACAAUAAACCACCGUGGAGAGCUGAAACAGGAGUCAUCCUAUACUUUCCAAUCAUCGUAUUAUAGCUUGACAGAGAUUGCAGAUCAUUUCUUCCCACCCAGAGAACGGCUAGGGGUAUACGAUAGUCAUUAUAGUACGGUGAGAUACUGGAAAAGCCCUCUUCCCAGUGUCACGGAGACAGAAAUCUCCAAACUGGAGGUAGAAGCUAAGGAGGAGAAAUGACAACCAACACCCAUGGACACGCAGUCUGUCUCCGCUCCACUUAAGGUGCCUCGCCUCUCGUCGUCAUCCACCAGUGACAGCGUCCUACAGAGUAAUAACAGUUAUGAUCUCCUUGAGACAUUCUCCGAGAGCGACUCGGAAGAGGACAAGAAAUUAUCGCAGGCCCUGGAGCCGAGACGGGAAUUUCAGAAAACUGGAAAGUACUGGCUUAUGCCUUUUAGUCUCUACAUGUAAAAAAGGUUGACAAGUUAACUUAUAUAGAAUUUUUAAAAGAUUUUUUUUUUCAGAUGUUAAAGUUGGAACUAAAAAUUCAACACUGCUUUUAAGUGUGAAUGAAAAUUUGCUUAUUAAAUGAAGAUAAUAUCAGAGUAUCUAUUUAUUUUUCCAUGAGAUUAAAGAGUUUGGUUGUUUUUCCAUAUUUUAUAACUCCAUUAGAUUUUGUUGGGCAUUUUUGGUGCUAAUUAUGAGGAAUCCAGUUUGUUGUACUUUCAUUUAUUAAAAAUUUUUGUGAAGUUUGUUUUUAUCUUUUUUAAAGAAUACUUUAGGUUUUCUAUUUAUGUUCUUAAUUUUUUGUUAAGAGGUUUAGUUGUUUCUUCCCCAGAAUUCAAAACAAACACUGUUUGUCCAUGGUAGAAAUAUUGUGUUCAAUAGAUUUUUUUAUUAAUUUAGAUACAAAGCAAGGGAACAAUAUUUUGUUUGUUCAUUUUCUUUCAUUCUUUUUGAGUUUCCAGCAAGUUUUAUGUAUCACAAAAAAAUUGCUGCCAGUCAAAAAUUGGAAUCGUAUCAUGAAGGCAGCUAUAAUGUAAUUUAGUGACUCGAUUAGAGUGCAUAUGUGUCAGAUAAUUUAAUGUUAAUGUGAUUUGAUUUGGUAGAGUACAAGUACCAGCAUUAGUUUACUAUUAUUUUGUUUGUGAUUGUGUAAAUUACUUGUACUGAUGUACUUGUAUAUUUCAUUUGGUAAUUCACACCACAUUGGUGUGUUAUCUAUAUAUUUUUUUUCAGUAAUUGAAUGUUUUCCUUAUGCGUUUAUUUAUUGUUUGAAUUAUAUGUUUACUCUUGUUUGUUUUUUUUUUCUCUGUUACCUUAUGUGAUAAAAAGUGUCAAUAAGGUUUGUUUAAAAGAUUAAAACUUGUUAGAGAUAGAAAUAACAUAGUGUUCCUAGCUAUUAAAUGAUCUCCCAAAACUAAUACAAUAAUUUCCCAUUGACUUCCAAACAUUUCGUGACGCAAAGCAUAAAUUUAUUUAAAAUCAAUUUUAGAUGCAUUCCUAGGUCAUUUUUAAUUAUAGAAAGAAAAACAUGUGAUAGAUACCAUAGGUGUGAUAAAUAAAAUGUGAUUGUUAAAAAGUAUGAUGCUAAGUCAAAGGGAAGAUAAAAAUGUGAUCUGAUUAAUGGUGAUUUUUAUUUUGUGAUCAUAGACAAUUUGAUAUUAAUUUUGAAGAAGUUUAAAUUUUUAUUCAUAGAUGAUGAUCCUAGCGUAUCAUAUAGUAUAAAAUGUGAUAGGGCCGCUGGACAUUCAAGGGUAUUUGUGAUAUAAUAAACAAUUAAGGUUUUGCUUGAAUUUAAAAAUAGAAAUGAAGUCAUACCUGUUAUUAAGAACAGUUUAUCUUGAGUGCAUUUGGGAAUGAUUAGUCACUUGAAUAAGUAGUCAUCUGAACCAAUUUCUUAUAUACAGUGUGAAAUUGAAGUGGAUUCAGUAUUCAAUGAUUUUUCACUGUACUUGAUUAAGAAGUAUUAUAGCUGUUGUAUUUUUUUUUUAUUAUCUGUGAGACAGAAAAUGUCAUAAAAAGGCUUGAGAUAAGUGUCUCCAGACUUUAUUGUUCUUCACUAUACACAAUUUAUAGGUGUGUUUGUCAUAUAACUGUGUAGAACAGUGAAACCUGUCUAAUUCACAAAGCACUGGGACAGGAGUAACUUUGUAUCGGAUAAGGCAGGAUGUCAGAUUGAACAAUGUAAAGAGCACGGGGAAUAGUCAAAUGAGUGAAAUGUAGGUACAUGUAGUAUUGUAAUUUACAGUUUGAUGGAUUGCACAGGUGUCAAAUUCUAAAAAGAGAAGUUUUCACAAUGAUCAUUUUAGAAUCCUUGGAUGUUAAUAAUUGAAUAAAAUGAAUGUUAAUGUCGUUCAUUUUGAGUAUGUUGACUUAUAUAUGAUAAUCAUCACUUGUAUUGCAUAUUCGUUAUUUUAUUUGAUCAUCACUUGUCUUGCAUUUACAUGUCUCAUCAGUUUGAUAUUUUUGAACUAAGAAUCCACAAACACAUGUAUUAAAUCAAGUAUUUCAAGUUUUGGCAAGUACAUGUGUAGAUAUUGUUUUUUUUCCAUUGUCAUACAUGCAUUUAUGUAUGCUUUUUGUUCAGGGACAUUAACAGCUUGCCAUAGUCUGUACGUAUUAUAGGGUAGUGUUUCUUUAUCUAUUUUUGGUAUAAUUAUAUUGAUUGUUAUCAAGUGAGGAUUCAAAAUAAUUUUUGGGGAAAUUUUACCAUAAAAUGGAUGUAUGAAUAGGGCUCUUAAGGUUUAAAGUCUACUUAUCACUUAAUGAAAAUUCUCAAGUACUUGAAUUUCUGUAUCUUGUAAAUCAAAUAUGUCCAACUUCUGUUAUCCAGAUUACAUUAAAAAGAAUCAAGCUCAGUUUAUGGAACCUUUAUAUAUUAUUUUGAUUUAGUCCAUUCAGUUUAAUUUACUAGGGUUUCUAUGAAAAUAUUGAAUUUUCAUUAUCAUGAAGGAGUAUUUUAUCGAAGAAAAGAGGAUAUCUAUCAACUUGUAUUUUAAGGAUGAAUUGAAGAGGUUUAAUGAAAAGCACACCUUCCAAUAAUGUAGAAAUGUUUUGUAGUUUAUACAUGUAUACAUAUUGCGCUUUAACUGUCUCCGUUAUAUAUUUCACAGUAUCAUGAAGUUUGUAUACAGUUGCAAUUCAUUGGAAAAAGAAAUUGCACAAAUCUUGUUUUUGAUUAAAUUGUUAUUGCAAUGAA
Messenger RNA from Saccostrea cuccullata (small rock oyster), 5893 nucleotides. RefSeq names its product phosphatidate phosphatase LPIN1-like. Gene Ontology annotation, biological process: cellular response to insulin stimulus; fatty acid catabolic process; triglyceride biosynthetic process. Gene Ontology annotation, cellular component: nucleus. The record is from RefSeq and is a predicted model, not a curated record. Gene Ontology annotation, molecular function: phosphatidate phosphatase activity; transcription coactivator activity. NCBI's taxonomy places the organism in Eukaryota, Metazoa, Mollusca, Bivalvia, Ostreida, Ostreidae. The coding region runs from base 235 to 2928 and encodes 897 amino acids. The transcript has 17 exons.